Messenger RNA from Heterocephalus glaber (naked mole-rat), 936 nucleotides. Its product is annotated as olfactory receptor 2AK2-like. NCBI's taxonomy places the organism in Eukaryota, Metazoa, Chordata, Mammalia, Rodentia, Bathyergidae. Gene Ontology annotation, cellular component: membrane. Gene Ontology annotation, biological process: G protein-coupled receptor signaling pathway. The record is from RefSeq and is a predicted model, not a curated record. Gene Ontology annotation, molecular function: G protein-coupled receptor activity; olfactory receptor activity.
AUCUCAAUUUAAGCCAUGAAAACAAGAAACCAAAGUUCUGGGACAGAUUUUAUGCUUGUUGGUCUUUUCCAAUAUGGCGGAAUGAAUGCUUUCCUUUUUGGUGCCAUUGCCAUUCUCUUCAUGGUGGCUGUGCUGGGGAACAUCACCCUGGUCCACCUCAUCCGACUGGACAGCAGACUCCACACACCCAUGUACUUCCUGCUCAGCCAGCUCUCCCUCAUCGACAUGAUGUACAUCUCCACCACUGUGCCAAAGAUGGCAACCAACUUCCUGACAAAUACCAAGACCAUUGCAUUCCGAGGCUGUGAGAUUCAGACAUUUGUAUUCCUGAGCCUUGGCGGAUCAGAAGCCAUUCUCUUGAGCUUCAUGUCAUAUGAUUGUUAUAUAGCCAUCUGCCAUCCUUUGCACUAUCCUGUACUCAUGAGCAAGAAGAUCUGCUGCUCCCUGGUCAUGUGCGCCUGGUCCAGCAGUGCUGUCAACUCUUUAAUACACACACUGUAUGUUUUCCAGCUUCCUUUCUGUGGGUCUCGGGUCGUUAACCACUUUUUCUGUGAAAUUCCAUCUCUACUGCCAUUGGUAUGUCAGGACACCUCCCAGUAUGAGCAUGCCAUCCUCUUGAGUGUACUUAUUAUCCUGCUGCUGCCUUUCCUGGCCAUCCUAGCUUCCUAUGCUCGGGUGCUCACUGUUGUAUUCCAGAUGCGCUCAGGCACAGGACAGACCAAAGCUCUUUCCACGUGUUCCUCCCACCUGAUUGUGGCCAGCCUCUUCUACACAACAGGUAUCUCCACCUACACGCGUCCUCACUCAUUGCAUGACCCUGCCCAGGAUAAGGCAGUGGCAGUGUUUUACACCAUCAUCACACCCCUCGUGAACCCAUUCAUCUACAGCCUGAGGAACAAGGAGGUCCUAGGGGCCCUGAGGCAGAUGCUGAGAUGA